AAAUGUUAGCUGGCGAAAUGCAGUGCGAAGAUACGUGUUAAAGGUGCAUCUUAUGUGGGGAGAUCGAGUUCAAGCAGUAGCCAGCCAAGGGAGAAGCCUACCUGUUGACCUGUUGAUUAGACAACCGGCUUAACGCGUAACAUUCUCUCCUGUUAACUUACACAUACGCCGGCCUACUUUAUUUCGCAAAGAUGAACGCUGAAGAAAUAAUCCAGGAAGUUCUACAGGGGCACCUUACGUCAUCAAAAUGGCCGACGCCGAGACUGGUGAAAAUUUUCAUAGCUUCUACGAGAACUGAUUUCGCAGAGGAACGCCGACACUUGCUGGAGAUAGUGGGGCCCGAAUUGCAGAGCCAGUACGACCACCUGGACCUUGAGGUGGAAAUGGUGGACAUGCACUAUGGCACCGAAGCUGACCCUUCCUACGAUGCUCUGCUGUUUGAGGACCAUCUUCACGAGAUUAGGGAGUGCCACCGAGUAUCGAGGGGAUGCUUCUUCCUGUGUUUAGUUGGGAACAAGUACCUACCCUGCCCUCUACCGGAGGAAUUAGAGCUGGAACAGUACGAAGCUAUCUACUCAACAGCACGUGACCUCGGUCUGAAAGCUGAUUUGCUAGAUGCGUGGUACAGUCGGGAUGAUACCAACUACGUUUUGCGACAGCCAAGUGACGUGCAGACAGAGGAAUGGAGAACCCAGUGUCAGGAACUACAAGAGGUGAUCCAAGAAGCCUCAAGAAAGCUCUCAGCCGGCGAGACACGUGCAGUUCCUACUAAGUUUCGUCAUUUUACUUAUUCCGCAGUGGAGAGGCAGUUCAACCAUGCCCUCGGUCUGGCGCCUGGAACUGCCCACCACAUCCUGGCGAUGAUCAGGGACUGGGAGAAGCUGGAGGAAGGUCAGCCCUGUUUCCAAGAUGUUGACCUUGAAGGGCUUCCGCACAAACGCUACCGGGAGCAGCUCAAGAACUUCAGGGACCGCCUUGCUGCAGCCCUGCCCAAUGAGAACCGCGCCUACCUGGCUGUGCCAUGGAAGCCCGGGGGGCUGAACACAGAGUGUGAGGAACACGAGGCAUAUCUAAGCAAGUUCCGGGAAGUCGUGUCGGCAAAGUUACAGACGCUUAUCAACCGAAGCCUGGAAGAAGAACCGGAAAUUAAAGCCCGAAACAAAACAGUGCAGGAGGUGUUCCAAGAGACACUGAGUCACUUAGCACUGUGCCAGCAACACAUGAACAGUGAAGAAGCUGUCGACUGGACUGGCAGCGAGAUACUUGACAGAAUCAAGAAUCUCAUCGUAAUCAGUUAUGAGACUGCUGGUCCUGGAACUCGCCACGGACCUUUGCUGAUCCACGGAUCUCACGGUACGGGCAAGUCCUCGCUCCUUGGUGCUGUCUACUCCAACUGUGAAGCAUGGUUUGGGCGACGUCUGCUACGAAUCGUCCGAUUCUCCGGAGCUACUCCACGCUCCGCAUAUAACCUAGAGCUACUUCGUAUCAUAUGUCAACAACUCUGCCUCCUUCUCCAUAUUUCCGACGGAUUUUUGCCUAAAGACGCAUCGUUCGAUCCUCUGUAUGUUAAUAAUUGGUUUCAAACGCUAAUACGGAGGUUUGAAGAGUCUGCCACGAAUGAAUUACUCGUUAUUCUCAUUGACGACCUCCACCGCUUGAAUCCAUUGGACUCGGACAUAGUCGCGGCGCUGUCGUGGCUACCAAUCAGUCUUCCCCGGAACGUGCACAUUGUUGGCACCACUGCAUUGCCUCCAGAAUCACUGAAACUGACACCUGUACAAAGAGAGAGGUUCCGAAAUCCUGACUGUUACAUCGAGCUUCUUCCAAACCCCGGGACCGCGACCCUGGAGCCCAGAGUCGAUUCGGCAUUGGACAACCUUGAAGACCUCUUCGGGCGCGUGGCCGUGGCGCGACUGGCGAGUUUUCUCACGUGCUCGGAGUUCGGUCUGUCCGAGACAGAACUACUGGAGCUGCUCAUGCCCACAUCCAACAGCGCCGCCACUCUCAAACUCUCCAGCGGCAACUACAACUUUUCAACGCUUUGCGCCGUGCGGCGGAGGAUGAAGCCUCUGAUUCGUGAGAAGCUGAUGAGUGGAAAGAUUCUGGUGUGCUGGAGACAUGACCUAACAUCAGAGGUGGCUCGUAGGAGAUACCUGCAGAAUCAGGAUUCUCUGCGAUCAGCUCAUGGAGAAAUUGCAAACCUCUUCUUUAGUGAAUUUUCACAACAGGGUAGUGAUGCAGAAACAGAAGAGGCAGAUCCAACACCAGUUGAGAGCAAGGAAACUCCUUUUCAAACUACACUACAGUUAGAUGAUGUCACAUACAGUUUGCGACAUGUAGAGGAGUCAUGGAUUCAUCUACUCAAAGCUGGUGACAGCAAUCGACUGAAGCAGCUGACAGUGUGCAACUUUGACUUUCUGCUCGCGGCAGUACAGACUAUAUCUGUCAGCUACCUACGAUGUGUGCUGGAACAUGUGCGGUGUUAUCUACUGGAUAGAGAUCUGGAACUUGUAUAUUACACCAUCAGAAAGUCUAGUGAUGUCCUAACACGUGAUCCCUUACAGCUUGGGGCACAAGUCAUCUGUUGGCUAAGACCUGUUGCAGAUGCCAGUGGGGAUCUUGUGAGCCACAUGAUAAUAUGUGCCAUGGCAUGGUGUGAUGGCUACACUGCACCUCUGCUGGUGCCACUAAAUGGUUGGCUUCAGCCACCACUGCCACUUCAGAUAAAAAGUCUACAUUGCCCAGCUGGAGUGAAGCUCAUUGAGCCAACUCCAUCUGGACAACAUGUAGUGGUGGUCCCUCAAACAGGAGAUCCACAGCUGUGGCAUGUUAUGUCAAAUUCUCUCACUCACACAUUCAAAGGUCAUAGUGGACCAGUUCUCUGCUUAGCAAUUACAAAGCAGUCACAGUACCUUCUUACUGGCUCAGAUGAUAUUUCAAUAAUUGUCUGGGAUCUCAAAUCGCUCAAUCUUAAACUCAGAAUAUAUGAACACAUAGCUCCUGUCCUCAGCCUGACCCCUGCACUGAACAAUUCUGUCAUUGUGAGUGGUGGAGAGGAUUCACGAAUCAUCAUAACCUCACUAUUGACCGGAGAUGUUGUGAUGAAAAUAGACCAUCACAGGGGUCCUGUCGUGUCAGUGAAGGUCAACACUGCGGGGGAUGUACUCGUCUCGGGAUCAUCUGACUCAACAAUCUGCUUGUGGUCAUUGGAAAACUUCAAUUUACUAAACACAAUCAGCUUGCCGUUUCCAGUCACCAUGCUCGAUGUAUCCAGUGAUUCUGUGUUCCUGUUGGCAGCCUGCGAAGACAAUCAACUUUACCUGCGUUCACUGGCUACAGGAACAGAAAUUCACAGCCUGCGGGGGCACAAAGCAGAGAUUAGGUCUUUGUGUCUUGCUCAAGACAGCUGCAGAGCUGUGGUUGGUGGAGCUGAUGGCAAGAUAUACAUUUUUGACAUGCACAGUGGGAGACUGAGUCGAACACUGACAAGUCAUGCCACUGAUGUCACAGGGGUUAAAGUGACUGACAAAGAUGACUUUCUGCUUACCGCUGGUGGAAAUCGCAUCACAUUCUGGAGUUUCCAUCGUGAGGAUGCAAUAGGACCAACAAGCGGCAGCAUUAGUCCUGUGAGCAGCAGUCGAAAGACAUCACAGCAGUCUCAGCAGAGUCACACAGCACCUAUUACAUGCUUGGAUAUAUCUCGGGAUGGCCUAAUGGCAGUUACAGGAUCAGUGGACAGUCUGGUAAACAUUUGGCAGCUCAACACUCAUGAAUUACACUCAACAUUAGAAGGACACGUUGCUUCCAUUACAUGCGUGGCAUUCUCUUCAAAUGGACUCUUUGCAGUCUCAGGAUCUGAAGACAAGACUGCCAGAGUAUGGGGCCUAACUUUGGGUCUCGUGGUUUCAGUAUUCAAAGGUCAUCAAGCCACAGUGACAGCUGUGGCUGUCAUGUUAGACAGUCGUCGUGUUGUGUCCAGUGACCGACAGGGAGUGCUGGCAGUAUGGUUAGCAGACAAUGCUACAUUGUUGCACUCUUGUAUUGGUCCAGGAAUGUGUCUUGCAAUAACCAACAACAUGAAGUAUGCAGUCUGUGGUAGUGGUGAUAACAGUUUGCGAAUUUGGUCAGUGAAUCGUGAAGAUGAGAAGUAUACAGUCUCUCACAGUGAAGAAGUGACAUGCUUUGUAUUAACAAUGGACUCACUUCAUGUAAUCACAGGUUCACGAGACAUGUCUCUUAAGGUGUGGCAGGUAGCAGGAGGGAAGCUGGCACAGGUGUUGGUCGGUCACUCUGACCAUGUGACAUGUGUGGCUGUCUCCAUCCUAAACAAGUCACUGGUAGUAUCAGGAUCUCGUGAUGCAAAUCUAAUUGUAUGGGACAUUAACACUGGCAAUGAUAUCCAUGUACUUACUGGUCACCUUGGCUAUGUCACAUGCGUUAAAGUCACAGGAGAUGGUAGUUUGGCCGUAUCAGGUUCUGAAGACAAGAGUAUUAUAGUAUGGGACACAAAACGAGGGCGUGCCAUUUCCUGUCUUCAGCUACAUAUUCCAAUCCUCAAUUUGGAAAUGUCAACAGAUGCCUCACGUAUUGCUGUGCACCUCCUGGAAAACCGCUGCCUGCCCAUUGUCUGUCUUCACAAUACUCCUGCUACCUAUGUCAAAAUGCCCACCUAUGUAGCCCCUGCUAAGGAAAUAGAAGAUCUCAGACCAUCUGUCCCAAAAAGACCAAUGAAACGCUUGCUGAAAAAGGAGGUUUCCUUGGAUACAUAUACAUGGCAGAAAAAGUAUGGUCACUUGACAUCGUCAAUCAUGAUGGCUGCUGUGGAUGAACGCCUCAAACGGAGGUUUUCUGUCUCAGCAAGCAUGGAAGAGAUCUCGAAAAUACCAACAAAAGGCAACAUGGGCUCACAGGGGAUUGGACCAGAGCAGGCAGCAUUGGCUCAGUCACAACACUUUGAUCAGCUGGAGGCAUUGUGGAAUAAACGUUCUCCUCCACGUCGGCGUCACAAUCAGUCACUGUCUAAGCAGAACUCACGGACAAGUCGUCGUGAUUCUUCAGACACAGGAGAUGAUCGCACCCCAGGAGAGGAGAUUGUAGAUCUCCCAGGUGAUAGAAUGUGCGUGUGAUAGGUGUUCUUCUCACCAUGGCCAAAUCUUCAUAUCUGCCAAACAUUCUUCUCAGUGCAAUAAUACUCGUACGUGGCUUGUACCUCUUAGGAUAUUCACUUCAUGCUAUCAAAUGUCCCUAUUUUCUCUAAGUGAACUUAAUAAGCUGAGCUUGUUUCCAUGGCAAACAUUGUAUAAUACUCAUGUUUCAGUGAGGGGGAAUGACUUUCAGUCGCUCAGUGAUAAUGUUCCAAGACCAUUUAUAGCUUUAAGAUUUCACCUGUUACAGAAAAAUCUUGAAAAUGAACUAUUUUAAAAUGUGUAAAUGACCUAAAUAACUUCACAGAUAUGAAAGUAAAGAAUUAAGAAAACUAAA
Messenger RNA from Cryptotermes secundus, 5481 nucleotides. Its product is annotated as NACHT domain- and WD repeat-containing protein 1. The record is from RefSeq and is a predicted model, not a curated record. Lineage: Eukaryota; Metazoa; Arthropoda; Insecta; Blattodea; Kalotermitidae. Gene Ontology annotation, molecular function: ATP hydrolysis activity; protein binding. Bases 192 to 5126 code for a protein of 1644 amino acids. The transcript is spliced from 29 exons.